Molecule: messenger RNA, 358 nt
Organism: Staurois parvus
Lineage: Eukaryota; Metazoa; Chordata; Amphibia; Anura; Ranidae
Source: the annotation of a GenBank genome assembly
AUGCAGACUGCUUCUACAAACAUUUGUGAAAGAAUAGGUCGCUCUCAGGAGCUCAGUGAAUUCAAGAGUGGUACCGUGAUAGGUUGCCACCUGUGCAAUAAGUCCAUCUGUGAAAUUUCCUUGCUACAAAAGAUUCCAUGGUCAACUGUUAGUGGUAUUAUAACAAAGUGGAGGCAACUGGGAAAAACAGCAACUCAGCCAAAUGACAGAGCGGGGUCAGCACAUGCUGACAUGCACAGUGUGCAGAAGUCGCCUAUUGUCUACAGAGUCAAUAGAUGAAGACCUCCAAACUUCGUAUGGCCUUCAGAUUAGCACAACAACAGUGUGUAGAGAGCUUCGCGGAAUGGGUUUCCAUGGC